AUCUAAAAAUUGAUUACACAGCACUCUCUUUGCCCCCGUUUGCCCCCACUUCAAGGUUUCAGAGGGUGGGAAAAAUACCCUUGCCCCCCUGUUGCGCCCCUGCGUACAAUAAACUGAACGUCGACAGAGCGCUGUGAGAAAAUCGUUUCGCCGCAUAUAUCGAUUGUCGAGUGCGACCCGCGCGCCAGCCACUUAGCCGCCACUGUGCCGCCUGCACUCGUCAGCUGAAGACGCGGCGAGGUCGUGAUGUGUUGGCGUAGGUCGUGCUCAGGGUCUAGGUGACGGGUGCAACUGCGGAAAUGGGUGCCAGGCAGAGCAACCUAAGUGAUACCGAGUCUCCACCAGUUACCGUGCCACAAAGUCGUGACCAAAGGUACAUGAUGAUUCAGGAGUUAGACUGCAUCAGCAGCGAUCUCUUCCAACUCAGGGACGAAGAGGUGCGAGCGCCCCAGCUCCCUGUCGACAUCGAAGAUGAUCUCGUCAUAUUCAUGCUUUGCGACGACGAGAAGAGCUUCAGGGAGGCACUGGCGAGACAUGGCAACACCGACGGGAUGUUUUCCGCCGAUGUUUGCGUGGCAACAGCAUGUUGGCGGGACAGCAGUGGGAAGUAUUUGCGAAUCCUUUUGGACAGUGGACUGGACCCGAAUGCCAAGAUUCCUCGUCUUGCGGUGAGGGAUACGUUUCCCACGACGAUGGCUGUGAACGAGUGCCGGCUGGAGAUAAGCAUCGAGGAGCACACCAAGAGAGAAACAAACAAGCGUGCCGUUCAUCUCGCCGCUGGGGCUGGUAACAUCGGGGCUCUUCGCGAGCUUCUGGGCAGAACAGGGACGGAGUACAAUGUUGAAGACAGCCACGGGAACACAGCCUUGCAUUAUGUGUCGUGUGCCAGGUACAGGGACAAGGCCAACAAAGGCAGGUUCGACGAAUGCACCCAGCAGUUGAUGGACAUGCCAGAAAUAAAUGUCAAUGUUGUAAACAAGGAUGAUUUGACGCCGGUGCAAAUGGCAGCGAGGUGCGGAAAUUUCGUGGUGCUGAAAGUCCUUCUGGGUCACAAGAAAGUGAAGACAAUACCGAAGGACAGCAACAAAAACACUCUCUUGCACAAACUCUCCGAGAACCCUGAUGCUGCCAUUGGUAACAAUGAACUAAUAGAGCUUUGUGUUAUUUUGUUACUUAGUCGCAAGGGCAUCGAUAUAAAUGCCAGGAAUAACAGAGGCAACACUGCUCUUCACUUGGCUGCGCGUUUUGCGAAUCUCGCUGUGCUCAAGACGCUGAUGAAGUACUCAGAAACUGAUGUUUUUGCUGUGGGUAGUCAGGGUAGAAACUUGCUGCACUUUGCUGCCGAGUGUUGGUUUGUUACAGUUGAAGAUGCUGAGAGAGCAAAAGUCUGCCUUAAUUUUCUCUUGGACUGGAGAGAUGCUAGUACAUCUGAGGCCCUUGAUGUGAAUCAGAAGGAGAAAAGAGGAUAUACUCCAGCUCAUCUUGCAUUAGUCAGCAAAAAUCAAGAUGGUGCUCUGACAUUGUUGCGUCGGGGAUCUAAUAUCUGGGAGACUUGUAAUAAUGGGAGGUACCUUCUGGAUGACAUAGCUCCAGAUACUCUGGAAGAAUUCCUCGAUUCAUGCCUGGAUCAUUCUGGUGAACCUCAUAAAAGGUCCUAUACUGUUUAUUUCAAGUACCUUUUUGUUCCCCCUGCAACUUGCAACUCUUCUGGUGGAAUAGAGGGUGAGAUGAGAGUUAUUGAGCACAUAAGUAGUAAGAAACAUCUCAGGCAUUUGAUUCUCCAUCCAAUUAUUAGAAGUUUUUUGAAUUUAAAGUAUCAUAGAUUAAGGCUCCCAUUUUAUUUUAACAUUUGGCUUUAUACAGUGUUUGUUUUGUGCCUUAGCGCGUAUUUAUCUGUAGAAAUGGUACGUGUAGAAAGUGGAGUAUCUGAAAGCAAUGUAAUUCGUAAUGUUCUUAUGAUAGUUACAUCAAUUUUAAUGGGUAUCAUGCUACUACGUGAAAUAAUUCAAAUAUUUAUUCUACGCUGGAGAUAUAUCUCAUUGGAGAAUAUACUCGAAGUUAUCAUAUUCUUAUUUACGUCUGUUGUCAUAGCGGUAGAUGGCAGUAUUGAAGGAGAUAUGAGGCAUAUGUGUGUGUUGUUAGUUUUUUUGUCCUGGAUGGAGCUGGUGCUGUUAACAGGACGACUUCCUUUGUGGUCUGUCCAGUAUGAAAUGUUAAAAACAGUGCUGUUUACAUUCCUCAGGUACUUUUGUUGGUUCCUUCUGAUUAUUAUUGGUUUUUCCAUGUGUUUCCACGUGCUGUUCUAUGGGGGCGAACAUGAUCAGACAUUCGUGAUGCCGUGGUUCUCUCUUGUGCGAACUAUUGUUCUGGCUACAGGGGAGUAUGAGUUCAAAGACUUGCCUCUGGAACUUCUCUCGGGCACCAGUCACGUCGUCCUGGUCGUGUUCGUUCUGAUUGUUUCGCUUGCCAUGCUGAACUUACUUAACGGUUUGGCAGUCAGUGAUACACAGGCCAUCAAAGAAAAGGCGCUGUUUCUUAGUGUUGUUUCCACCAUACGUCUCAUCAUGCUGUUUGAGGACAUUUAUGUUUCGACUAACUCUACCGUGUUUUACCCCACCAGUCCUUCAACAAGCCACUUCAAAUUCUUCGCCCUCUUCCCUGAAGCUACGUCCAGAGAUGACACGUGCUUUGAAGUCAUGCCGAACUUGAAGGUCACCGGAACUCCGUUACAUUCGAACUUAAACUGGGAAUGCAUAGCGCGGGAAGUGCGUCUGUGGUUUCGACACGUGCUUCGCUGGAUUAAGGGUUCUGACAUGGACUCUGACAUCGUCCAGUCCGCGAUGGACAUCCUGAAUCGAAGGCACGAAACACUCUGCCUGGAAACCAUUAAAAGGCAGUUUGACGAUAAGAUUAAUGAAUACGAGAUUAAGCUCGCAUCCUUGGGUCGGAAGGUCGAAGAGAACAGCACUGCUGUUGAAGAUCUGGGAACGAAAACAUCUGCUGCGUUAUGUCGUAUGGAAAGAGAAAUGCAAAACUCGUGUGCGGAAAUCCUAUUACUUUUGCGAACCCUUCACGAAGACCAUUCAAACUUAACAAAUAACAUAGCUUUACAUAUAUAAGUAUUGUUAACGGUUUUAAUGUAGGCCUUAUGUGAAUGUAUAAAGUACUUAGCAUGUAUUUUGUAAUUUUUACUGUGUGUGUGCAAUUUUCAAUGUAGCAGUAUUAGUUGUUGCAUACAUCAACAUGUAUGCUUAGUAGUUUCAAUUAUUCUUAUAGUUUUUGUGAACACAACUCCAACUGUAGAGAUUUGUAUAGUAGUUUUAAAUAUGUUUAUAGUUUUUGUAAAUAUCUCAAUUUCUCAAGGUUUGUAUUGCUAUAAUUCUAUAUAUAUAAAAAAUAUUCAUUUUUAGAAGCUUUUUGUAAGUCAGAGAAUGAAGUUCUGCACAUUUUUGUGUAUGUUUUUAAAUAUAUAUAUAUUUC
Messenger RNA from Bacillus rossius redtenbacheri, 3480 nucleotides. Its product is annotated as transient receptor potential channel pyrexia-like. The transcript is spliced from 2 exons. Lineage: Eukaryota; Metazoa; Arthropoda; Insecta; Phasmatodea; Bacillidae. The coding region runs from base 300 to 3119 and encodes 939 amino acids. Gene Ontology annotation, molecular function: protein binding; monoatomic ion channel activity. The record is from RefSeq and is a predicted model, not a curated record. Gene Ontology annotation, biological process: monoatomic ion transport; transmembrane transport. Gene Ontology annotation, cellular component: membrane.